GGUGAUAUUAGAGAUUACGAUUCUGUCCUGAAGAGCUCUGCUGGUAUGGAUUGUGUUUACCACAUCGCUUCAUUUGGAAUGAGUGGCAAAGAUCAGUUGUAUAAAGAUCUUACAGAAGCCAUCAAUGUUGACGGGACAAGGAAUGUUAUAAAAGCUUGUCAAAUGAAUAAUGUACAGAGAUUAAUUUAUACAAGCUCGUAUAAUGUUGUAUUGGAAGGAAACCCAAUUAUAGGAGGAGAUGAAACUCUUCCUUAUGCUGAUCCGAAUAAGAUUGUGGAUUAUUACUCAAAAUCCAAACUCAAAGCAGACAAAUUAAUCUUGGAAGCAAACAACACCGAACUAAACGAUGGCAGGCAAUUAAAGACAUGUUGUCUAAGACCGGCUGGUAUAUAUGGACCAGGAGAACGACGACAUAUGCAGCGUAUAGCAAAGUUUAUCGACUGGGGGAUAAUUAUUCUUCGUAUUGGAGACGCUGUGGUGGAUUGGACUCAUGUAAACAAUCUCAUACAAGCUCAUUUACUCGCAAUACCAGGACUGAGUAAAACAAGUGGCUAUGUUGCUGCUGGAAAAGCUUACUUUAUAUCCGACAACCGUCCUCUGCGAGUGUUUGAAUUCCUACGACCAUUGUUCAAUGGUUUAGGACAAGAAGUUCCCCAAUACAAGUGUCCUUACACCAUCGUAUACAUACUUGCCAUCUUAAUGGAGAUGCUUCAUUAUAUCUUGAAGCCAGUGCUUGUUAUUGAACCUCUUCUUACAAGAAAUGAAAUAAUGAAGAUGGGAAUUGACCACCAUCAUAAGAUGGACCAAGCCAUCAAUGAUCUUGGAUACAAACCCAUGUUUUACGACUUUGCUGACACAGUAGCUUUGUAUUUAAAGGAAAGAGGUUCAGUUUCAGAAAAAUCGAAAAUCGCGUUCCACCCAUUGUGGACGAGUGUCUUGUUCACAAUUGUGACUGUGAUUAUAACAAUUAGCCUCUGUCUGUAAUAAUUAGUACUUAAGAUCUCCCCCUACCUCUAUCACAAUAGGGGAUUUCCCAUUUGAAUGUUCCGAUUAAGUUGCAAGUUUUUCAAAAAGUACUCUGUAAUUUUAAACUUUUCUAUAAAUUAUUUUGAAACAAAUUAUUUUUCGCAACAAUUUUUACCGACAGCAAGAUUGUGUUUUGUCACAAUCCUGUGUUUUGUCUUCUCAUUAUGAUGUCACUAUGACGGAGUGAGCGUUUACCUAUUAUGACGUCAUAUACCUGACUGAGCUGGCUAUUAAAGAUUGUAUGCAUUCAAAAUUUUUUUACGAAACUAUUUCUUAGCACAUUUUAUUGAAAUUAUUUGCAUGAUAAAACCUCCUUAAUAACUGAUAGAAAGUAUGAAGUUAUUUCAGGAGGUUAUUUUAAAAUUUUUCUAAACCACAUUGCACGCCAUUUAAAUUAUUACCCAGUUUUUACUUUUAAAACUUUUUGAUAAGUUCUGAUAAUAAAUACAGUAUGGUGGGGAAUGCUGGGACACUUUUUCAUUCCAUUUUCUCGUCUCAUUUGGUAGAAAACAAAGAACAUUCAAAGAAUUUUAAAACCGCAUCCUUACGGCUCCUAUAUUGUUAAUUGUUUAAAACUUGAUCAGGAUAAUUGGACAUUAUGUGCUAAAAGUGCCCCAUCUCCCCCCACAGUCCUAUACAUACCACAUUCUGUACAAGAAGUUAUUUAUAAAGUCCAAAAUUUCAAAAUAUUUUCAACUUACUGCAAUACGCAUUCUUUCAAAACCUAAUUAUUUAUUUUUCAUAUCUGAACACUCCUGCGUAUUAAAUAUAAUUGCGUAUGAAUAUGACCAUUUACCUGUGAAUCGUUUCGCAAUAUUUUUUACCAUGGUUUUUGCUUCAAUAUGCUUAUAUUCCAUACAUUGUAUUAUUUACUUGUUGUUAUGAAAACCUGAAGCACUUGUGAUGUAAUAAUGCAGCUUAUGACGGUCGAGCAACAUAAAUAAAAUAAAGAACUUUUGAACCUGA
Molecule: messenger RNA, 1992 nt
Organism: Ciona intestinalis (vase tunicate)
Lineage: Eukaryota; Metazoa; Chordata; Ascidiacea; Phlebobranchia; Cionidae
Source: RefSeq, a predicted model, not a curated record